This is a messenger RNA of Saccharomyces eubayanus, 183 nucleotides long. It is a transcript of the gene TOM7, whose product is annotated as Tom7p. The record is from RefSeq and is a predicted model, not a curated record. Gene Ontology annotation, biological process: protein import into mitochondrial matrix; protein insertion into mitochondrial outer membrane. NCBI's taxonomy places the organism in Eukaryota, Fungi, Ascomycota, Saccharomycetes, Saccharomycetales, Saccharomycetaceae. The transcript has a single exon. The coding region runs from base 1 to 183 and encodes 60 amino acids. Gene Ontology annotation, cellular component: mitochondrial outer membrane translocase complex; mitochondrial outer membrane.
AUGAAUUUUCUACCAUCUUUCAUUCUAAGCGAUGAAUCCAAAGAACGUAUUUCCAGAAUCUUAACUUUGACUCAUAAUGUAGCACAUUAUGGCUGGAUUCCAUUUGUUUUAUAUUUGGGUUGGGCUCACACACCCAACAGACCAAACUUCCUUAACUUGUUGUCCCCAUUGCCAAGUGUUUAA